Molecule: messenger RNA, 3139 nt
Organism: Nerophis ophidion (straightnose pipefish)
Lineage: Eukaryota; Metazoa; Chordata; Actinopteri; Syngnathiformes; Syngnathidae
Gene: tctn2
Product: tectonic family member 2
Exons: 18
Coding region: 388-2505 (705 amino acids)
Biological process (GO): smoothened signaling pathway; cilium assembly; protein localization to ciliary transition zone
Cellular component (GO): MKS complex
Source: RefSeq, a predicted model, not a curated record
AUUCAUCAAAACCGGAUAUACGUAAUAUUCUCAGCGCGGUGACAAUUGUUGUAGUUUUCCUGAAAAUGCCGUGAGCGAAGCUGGUAAUUAUUGGUAUUGUCGAAUAACGAUUAUGAAAUGGUGUUUUAUACGCCGGCACAAAUUAACGAAUCGUCCAAGUAGCACGCUAACGAAGAGAAAGUCGCCUAGUUAUGUACGUCAUUAUCGUACGUCGUCGCUUAGUAACAGCGCCUAGCGUCACUCGGAGCAAGUUACUGUAGCCUAUCAUGUUACUGCUUUUUUAACUACAUUGCCUCAUAAAUAUGCUUUCGAUUAUUUGGGUUUCGACUCAAGUGGCAAAAUCUGCUUGAAUUCCCACAUAAUUAUCCAUUAUCGACACUGAACAGAAUGGCUAAUGUAGGGCCACAUUUCCUGUUUUUGCUGUUUUCUUGGACUGAUGCACAAACUUUUGUUUUCCAGCCAUCCAUUAUCGUGGCUACUGGACCAAGAAUUACUGCACUUUUACUUGGAAACACAACAGGCAUCUCUCUGAAUGUGCACACUGUAUUACCGUCUAACGUAAACGGAGGCAUUGAUCCACCUUCGUGUGCAGCUAGUGAAACACAAUGGAUCCUCACGAAGGAACUUGUUGGAAUGAAUGCACUUCGGGUUCAUCUGGGACUAAAUAGAAGUCUGCAAUUGUGUGGCGAAAAUGAAACAGAUUGUUGUCCAAAGCCACUAUGUGUUUUGGAGAGCCUGCAGGUAUCUGCCUGUGUAGGUAACACAUUUAAGGCAUCCUUGCUGAUCCAGGCCAAGAUUUAUGCUCUUCUGCUUCCUGCUAAUCCUGGAUCUGACAAUGAAUCCGUCAUUCCAAACCAAGUGUACCAGCCGCUGGGCUCCUGUCCCUGCGACCUCACUGCUCAACGAUGCAAUAUCCGCUGUUGUUGUGACAAGGACUGUUCGCCUGAAGAGCUGAAGCUCUUUGAGUCUCACUGCCUCCCAGGGCCUUUUGGCGGGCAGCUCUCUCAAGUACCAGAUUAUCAGUGCUCUGCACAGAAAGAAGACUCCCCGGAUUGGUUUCCAUUUUUAUGUGUCAUCUCUCCACCCGAAAACAACCCUUACCUUGGGUUUUUCUACCAUGGAGACAAAAUCAUAGCAAAGCCUCGCCCAUCCUUCGAAGUGCCUAUUUUGUCUGCACCUAUACCAGUUAUUAGCUACAGCCAAGGAAGUCCCAUUUUCACAAUAGACGAUCAGUUGUUCACUAUCCCCCAGAUGGCGCUUGGACAUUGUGUUCACAGUGCGCCGGUUGCUUUUUUGGAGAAUUUUAGUUUUAAAUGUGUAACCCGGCUGCAGUCUUGUCCAACUGGUUACCCUUUACAAAUGCUUCCAUCUGAUUUGAUGACUCAAGUGAACAAUGGACAAGGGGGUGAAGUCACAGUGGAAGUAAUUGAUGAAUUGAUCCAGGAUUUGGCUGGAUUCAUGUCAAGUGCGGAAUCAGUUACAUUUGGUACUUAUACGGUCCAGGAGUGUGCAAAUGUGAAUUUAGCUUUGGACUACAAAUUCUACUGGAAAGGAAAUGGCAUUACAAGAAUUACACUGACACGCUCUGUAGGAAAAGUCACUUUGAAUGGCAAAGUGGCGUUAACUACGAGGUAUUCUGCCGUCUUCCUGUCUGGAGACUUUAUGAGUGAGUCAAACUCUGGAAACCCAGGUUAUCAGGUGACAAGACCAAUCAUUGCAGGAAUUGAGGACGCAUCAAAUGAUACUUUCUCUGUGCAAAGGACAUCCAUCAAUCUUUGGAAACCAGUGAGUGAAGGGCUGUGUUCCACUUCUGGGAAACAACCGAUUCUGUUUGCUGAAAAUUCAACAUCAGGAUGUCAGUUGCCUAUCAGCAUGGACAACAUGACCAAGUGCGAUCUCCUGAGGGAGACUGUUCUCUCCCUCCAAGCAAACUUGAUCAGAGCCACAUAUGUCGCAAAGAGUGGGAACCCAAACUCUCAAACGAAAGCAGACUGGGUGGACAUAAAUUUUAUGAACUCAAGCAAUACGUCUGCAGAUGGAGAAGGCUCAUGCAGCGAGAUUCCGUCCCAUAUUCAUAUCCUCAUUUGGAGUUUAGUCAAUGGAAUGAUUGACGGAAACGCCCAAAGGAAUAUCCAAACGAUACAAGUUCGCUAUACCUUGUCCACCUGGACAUUUGAGUGCGGAGGAGGAGAUUUCUCUCCAUGUGCAGAUCCCACAGAGACCCAGUUAUUUCCUGUGACUGCUUCGGUUACCUUUAUAGACAUUCCUGUCAAUACUGGACCUCCAAAAACCAGAUUCCAGAUCAACUUUACAGAAUACGAUUGCAACAGAAAUGAUGUGUGUUGGCCUCAGCUUGCCUUUCCCGUCACCAAGUAUUACACCGGUGAGCCACAAUACCAGUCAUUGGCCAAAGGCCUUAUUUUGGUCUUCUUCUUCAUCGCUGCAUCAGUUCUUGGCACUCCCUGGAGGCAAAUCCGGCAGGUUUGGAAUAAUUCUGCUCGAUAAACGAGUACUACUAGCACUCCAAGGAAAAUGAGACAGUUGUGUAAAUAGUUACUAAAAAGAACAACGGACUGGUAAUAGUUCCCGAGGUUCGCUUUACCUCCAUCCAUCCAUUUUCUACCGCUUGUCCCUUUCGGGGUCACUGGAGCCUAUCUCAGCUGCAUUUGGGCAGUAGGCGGGGUACACCCUGGACAAGUCUCCACCUCAUCCACGGCCAACACAGAUGGACAACAUUCACUCUCACAUUCACACACACAAUUUGGUCUUGCCAAUCAACCUAUCCCCAGUUGCAUGUCUUUGGAAGUGGUAGGAAGCCAGAGUACCCGGAGGGAGUCACAGGGAGAACAUCCGUACUCCACACAGAAAGACUCCAAGCCCGGGGAUCGAACCCAGGACCCUCGUAUUGUGCGGCACAUGCACUAACCCCUAUUCCACGGGCUGCCUUGUACAUGAUCUAUACCGCACAAAAUGCUGUGUACACUAAACACAGGCCAGAUCCUACGGACAUGCACUGAAAUAAGUCACAUUGCAUUGGCAAUCACACAUAUUGCCCUAGUUGCCAUUGCUGGUCCAUGUACAUACAAUAUAUUGUAUAUAGUGGUUGGUGCACCAUGUUUUAUUAAAAUAACAGAUUAUU